UUUCGCCCAUGUGUGACGGUUUGGGACUUAAGCUACUUUGUGCACUGCCACGCAAACGCACUCUGCGAUCGUUGAGCCCGUGUGCUGUCUAUCUCACCCUUUAGCUCUAGAUUAGCCAUAUUCAUAGGUUUACCAACGCCCCCUCACUCUGUCAUUCUCUCUGACUCUAUCCCCGGCACAGGUUCAAGGCUAUCUUUACCCUGACGUUGUUCGUGUUUUUAUCCCGGACAGUAUUUUACUUAGUUAAAAUUUAUUUUUGACAGAAGUGCGCACAGAUGGAGGACUAUCACAAACCCGACCAGCAGACCCUGCAGGCGCUUAGGAACAUCGCCAACCGGCUCAGGAUCAAUUCUAUCAAGGCUACAACUGCCGCAGGCAGUGGGUAAGCACCAUGCUUUAAAGAAUGCUUCAAAAUAAAAAGAAAUGUGCGAUAUGAGGUGUCCAUGCAGACUAUGUGAUAGGUUUACAUGCGUAAUGUCCAUGGCUCGGACAUUGUGUGCGUGUAUUACGCAUCGCUCCAGAAAAGGCUACUGUUCUUAAUUUUACCCUUACAAUGCCAUCCAUUUGGCAUUAAUAUUUGACAUGAAUAAAAUGUGGGUUUUAAACCAUGCUAUUACAUAUAGAUGUAGAUAAAAUAUGCAGCAAUUUUGUUGUCUUAUUAUGUUGUAAUAGACUACUCGUUGCAGGUGCAUUGAUACAUUAUUUUCGAUUGUGCAGUAACGUAACGGUAUGCCUUUUUAUCUUUGAAUGCAUAUUUUUUCUGGUUAUGUAAGAUGAGAGCGAAAACUCAUUCAAUCUGAUUCAAUAAUGAAUGGGUCGUUACACGUGGUGGCGACGUGGGGUUCGUCCGCUGCAACCAAAGGGACCGCGUUAGUGCCUUCCUCUUCGCAGAGCGAAACGAUUGUUGACGGGCUGAUUGAUGCUUGUCGGGCCGCCGGGACCUGGACAAUCACCGACCAAUGCCCUCCCUUUCUAUAAUUAUUUAUUCAGGCUUGUCCUUGGUAUAUAUUUUUUCGGCACACGAUAUUGGGGAAAGAGAAAUGACAGAUAGGAGUAAAUGUUGUUAGAACAAAUGUAGUUUAUAUUUUGAGACAUUAAUUCAUUCGAUUUUCUUAUUUCCUUAGGCCUAUUUAUUACAGUAUAGUAAACAGCUCACAUAAAAUAUGCUAUUAGAGCCAUAAUAACCAGGGACAACAACCCUUUAAUAAAUGUUUCUACAUUUAUUUAUCUGUUUAUUGAUGAUUUAAUUCAAUAAAUAUUUCAUUUAUUCAUUGUCUGUUUUGACCACCUUUCUGUUUCAGGUUGAAUUAAAAAAAUAUAUAUAUAUAAACAAAUUCUGGUGGGUACCUGGCACCUGUGCUAUGGUGAAGUAUUACAAAUGGGCAUGCACUGUUUGGAAUCUCAAUAUGUUAUAGAUGCUUUCAAAAAAACCUUGUUAUAUUGAUGUCUUUUGCAUUUUGCUUCAAGCAUGGAGUUUUGGCAAUAAACAAAAUAAGUGCUUUUGUGGUCUGCUGUAAUAAAACUGUCUAAAGUGUUGGGUAACUGUCUAACCCUGACUGAAUGUAUUGAAGAGGGUCUGCCCUAUGUAACAGGCAAAUAGAGGAUUGAUUGUUGGGAAUUACAGUGAGGGAAAAACGUUUUUGAUCCCCUGCUGAUUUUGUACGUUUGCCCACUGACAAAGAAAUGAUCAGUCUAUAAUUUUAAUGGUAGGUUUACUGAACAGUGAGAGACAGAAUAACAACAACAAAAUCCAGAAAAACGCAUGUCAAAAAUGUUAUAAAUUGAUUUGGAUUUUAAUGAGGGAAAUAAGUAUUUGACCCCCUCUCAAUCAGAAAGAUUUCUGGCUCCCAGGUGUCUUUUAUACAGGUAACGAGCUGAGAUUAGGAGCACACUCUUAAAGGGAGUGCUCCUAAUCUCAGCUUGUUACCUGUAUAAAAGACACCUGUCCACAGAAGCAAUCAAUCAAUCAGAUUCCAAACUCUCCACCAUGGCCAAGACCAAAGAGCUCUCCAAGGAUGUCAGGGACAAGAUUGUAGACCUACACAAGGCUGGAAUGGUCUACAAGACCAUCGCCAAGCAGCUUGGUGAGAAGGUGACAACAGUUGGUGCGAUUAUCCGCAAAUGGAAGAAACACAAAAUAACUGUCAAUCUCCCUCGGCCUGGGGCUCCAUGCAAGAUCCCACCUCGUGUGUUUGCAAUGAUCCUGAAAACGGUGAGGAAUCAGCCCAGAACUACACAGGAGGAUCUUGUCAAUGAUCUCAAGGCAGCUGGAACCAUAGUCACCAAGAAAACUAUUGGUUACACACUACGCUGUGAAGGACUGAAAUCCUGCAGCGCCCGCAAGGUCCCCCUGCUCAAGAAAGCACAUAUACAGGCCCGUCUGAAGUUUGCCAGUGAACAUCUGAAUGAUUCAGAGGAGAACUGGGUGAAAGUGUUGUGGUCAGAUGAGACCAGAAUUGAGCUCUUUGGCAUCAACUCAACUCGCCGUGUUUGGAGGAGGAGGAAUGCUGCCUAUGACCCCAAGAACACCAUCCCCACCAUCAAACAUGGAGGUGGAAACAUUAUGCUUUGGGGGUGUUUUUCUGCUAAGGAGACAGGACAACUUCACCGCAUCAAAGGGACGAUGGACGGGGCCAUGAACCGUCAAAUCUUGGGUGAGAACCUCCUUCCCUCAGCCAGGGCAUUGCAAAUGGGUCGUGGAUGGGUAUUCCAGCAUGACAAUGACCCAAAACACACGGCCAAGGCAACAAAGGAGUGGCUCAAGAAGAAGCACAUUAAGGUUCUGGAGUGGCCUAGCCAGUCUCCAGACCUUAAUCCCAUAGAAAAUCUGUGGAUGGAGCUGAAGGUUCGAGUUGCCAAACGUCAGCCUCGAAACCUUAAUGACUUGGAGAAGAUCUGCAAAGAGGAGUGGGACAAAAUCCCUCCUGAGAUGUGUGCAAACCUGGUGGCCAACUACAAGAAACGUUUGACCUCUGUGAUUGCCAACAAGUACUAAGUCAUGUUUUUUGAGGGGUCAAAUACUUAUUUCCCUAAUUAAAAUGCAAAUAAAUGUAUAACAUUUUUGACAUGCAUUUUUCUGGAUGUUUUAGUUGUUAUUCUGUCUCUCACUGUUCAAAUAAACCUACCAUUAAAAUUAUAGACUGAUCAUGUCUUUGUCAGUGGGCAAAUGUACAAAAUCAGCAGGGGAUCAAAUACUUUUUUCCCUCACUGUAGUGUUAAUGCUUUAUUACAGUUGGUACACAGACUAAUGUAGGCUUACCCCAGCACUCAAUGAAGAAUGAAUAUCAGAGUUGAAGUCUGGGUGAUCAAGUAGAGCUGAAGAUGCCUUUGUUUCCUUUGAUGCUCCAACAGUGUGUGCGUCUUGUGUGAAGUCUUGGCUCUGACUGUCAAUGUGUCUGCAUGUGUGUCUACUGGAAAUAUGGGAGGACCAUGUAAUAGUCUAUACUGAUUGUAGGUCAUUUAGUGUGUGUGUGACACUUUCCAGCUAUACACUUCAGUGUGAUCUGAGCACGUGGAGGUGUGUGUUUAUUUGUGCAUGUGUCAGUCAGAGCCCUGCUCUGACCCCUUGUCCUGUCCUCUCUGGCCUCCAGACACCCCACAUCAUGCUGCAGUGUGGCAGAGAUCAUGUCUGUGCUCUUCUUCAACACCAUGAAGUACCGCCCUGAGGAACCCCGGAACAUCAACAGCGACCGCUUCGUCCUCUCCAAGGUACCACUCUCACCCCGUCUAGACAUCCCUAACCACUAAACCUCCCUCCAGGGGAAUACAGGCAUCCCAGGCCCAGAUAGUGGUAAAACGUUUAUAUGCACAGUGUGAAGGCUUCCAAAGGUGCACUUUCCCUUAUUCAUUUGAAGUGAUUUAACCUUAAUGGCUCUGUGCUCAACCUGUUUAAAUUCUAUGUUAUUGAGUUUGUGAUAAAGUAUGUGUGAGUGUGCCGUCUGCCAAAUCCAUUCUAAAGCAGUGCCUACAUGUUCACCUCUAAGGUAAGGCCUACUGUAGUAGCUAAGCUCCUCCCCUUCCUUAAUGACCUCAUCAGCCUCAUUGGACAGAUGUGGGACACGUCUUUCAGUGCCCACCUGGGCAUCAGACUCAGUUCAAUCAAGUUUGUCAGAGUAGAUUGUCAGAGUGGUUAGAGCCCUUAGCCAGCACCAGGGCUCUGUAUCAAACUAAUUUCAUUUCCAAGAAACGACCUGAUGAAUUGAUGGAAAGCUGUAUAUUCAUAGGAUUUUAACCAGUCAGAUUGCAUUGGCCAGUCUGUGCUGGGAAGAGCCAGCCAUAUGAUUAGAGUUUUUAAAGGCCCAAUUUGUAGAGUAAGCAUGUAACCUGGUGCAGGGACCUGGGACCUUUAGGAGACAGACUGGGAGGCGGGAAUGUAAUCCUAUUGGGACUACUGGAAUAUCAUUCAUUUGGAGGUGUGGAAGGAAGAACGUUUGGGAUGAGUUUCUCAAUCCCAGAAGUGAAAGUGGUCCAGGCACAGAGUGUGAUACUGUAUGUGAGAGUCUAACAUAGGGAAUAACAGCUAUACAAGGUGGUUGCAGUGAAUGGUUGAAGUUUGUUUACAAUAGCUAGGGUCCAUUGUGUAUGUUCUGUCUGCAUAACUUGUAUCUGUGUGACUGUUCUCUCUCUCUCUCUAACUCUCUCUAACUCUGUCGCUCCCUCUCUUUAUCUCUCUCUAACUCUGUCUCUCUCUCCCUCUCUCUCUCUCUCUCUCUCUCUCUCUCUCUCUCUCUCUCUCUCUCUAACUCUCUCUCUCUAACUCUGUCUCUCUCUCUCUCUCUCUCUCUCUCUCUAACUCUGUCUCUCUCUCUUUCUCUAACUCUGUCCCCCUCUCUCUCUCUCUCUCUCUCUCUCUCUAACUCUGUCCCGCUCUCUCUCUCUCCUCCAGGGUCAUGCAGCCCCGGUGCUUUACGCGGUGUGGGCCGAGACAGGCUACCUGAAGGAGAGCGAACUGCUCAACCUCCGUAAGGUCGACUCCAUCCUGGAGGGACAUCCUGUGCCGGUGAGAACAGGAUCAGGAAGUGACCUAUCAAUCCACAUGACACAACCUUGUUUGGCCCACAAAUAAUCUCUUCACUCCACUAACCCAGCGAGAGUCAGCCUUUCAAAAGCCUGGCUUAUCUUUAGCCCUUUCUUCUUCAGACCCAUUCACCCAUGACUGUUUGUUACCUGUGGUCUCUUCUGAACUACAACUAACAUGGUCAAAUGUAUCCUCCAAAGCCAUACUUGUCUCUUUUUCAGAGCACUGGUAUUCCCUUGUUGAAGAGAGGAAGUCUGAGCACACAACAUACACUAUAUACUGUAGUGUAGAGUGUAUGUCACAAAGCUGUGCUUGUGUGACAGAGACAGGCUGUCCAAGGCCCCUUUUGUGUGCACGCAGAGUAACUUCCUAGUAAUGCCAUGCUCUGUUCACACACACUGAUUCCCUCAAUGGAUUCAGUGUCUCUUCAUAUAAUGCUUACACAUUGAUUUACCCUGUUGAGCUGUUAAUAUGACCACUGAAUGAAUGUGUAUAUUUAAGGAAGUGUGUUUGAGAGGAAGUGUGUGUUUUGUGGACAGUAUGUGAUUUUGAUGGUAAUGAGACUGAAUGUGGGUGUGUUUUGGCUGAGCAGGUAGUCUUUGUGUGGGAUUAGUUGAUGUCUGCGCAAUUUAACAGUAUAAUUGAUGUAAUGUUUGAUGACUUUGAUGAAUGUGUGUUUGUUGGUGUAAUGCAGGUUUAUUAUGUGCUGUGAUGUGUUUGUGUAAUGUCUAACAUUUGUGUGUGUAAACAGAAACAGCAGUUUGUGGAUGUGGCCACCGGCUCUCUUGGACAGGGUCUGGGGGCUGCCUGCGGGAUGGCCUACACUGGGAAAUACUUUGACAAGGCCAGGUGAGACCAUACUCCCACAUACACACCUCUGUACAUAAUAUGGACUUUCGCAUAGAACUCAGUGAGAUGCUCGACACCCCUCUAAGGUCAUGCUUUAGUUGCGUGGUCAUACGUUGUCUGGCUAUACAAGAACACACAGAGAUAGACCAACACACAAAUAAUCAGAUACAUAGCAUAGACAAAGGGAAGUAAGCACAAGGAAAUAUAUGCAAUUAAAUACAUCAGAUACACCUACUAUGAACAUAUACUGUGAUACUCUCCCACACAUAGGCAUAGAGUGGCCCAUUCAUAGACAAAGGCAUGCAUGGACACAAUACACACACCUAUACUCAUGGUGCACACUCUCUGCAAACAAUAACUCAACCUGACAUCUGACAUUUCAGCUCCCCUAAGGAGAGUAGAUGCAAGCUGACAGCCAUAGCUGGUCUUGUAUGUAGGGGCGUGGAGAGAGGCUGGCCGUUUCACUACUGAACAUGGUUUGGAAGCCAGCUUCUUUAUUAUGCACGACGAGUUCUAGAAUGGCCAUGUGAACACUGGCAGACAAUGGAGCCUGGAAUGCUGUCUAUGGCAAUCUGCAUAUGACAAAGCAGAUUCCCCUUCAUAUCUGAAUACAUAGACAAAGCUAUAACAGUAGAGGAUAGCUGUGCUGUACUUUGGGGUUAGGGAUAGACUUUGAAAAACGUUUUAAUAUUUUUUUGUUUUGUUGCUAUUCUCUGGUUUCAUUUUCGGACCGCAUAACAAAGCAGUCUGCCGUAGAAUGUAUACGUGUGAUGGGUUGGCUGCGCCUUCUCUGCAUUUUGUGUUCAGUCAAUUCUUCUGCUCUAAUAAUCAGGGCUGCGAGAGAGCCACUCUCUUUUGCUCUUCUCACUCCCUUAUCUCUCUCACUACUAACCCUUGCUUUGUUUGUUAUUUUUCAUAUUAUGUCUAUCUCUGAUAAGCUACUCAGGAAAGGGCAAAAAAUGGUCCAUAUUAAUAUAUGUAGCCUUAGAAAUAAGGUUCAUGAAAUCAAUAACCUUCUAACAUCAGAUAACAUUAAUAUAUUAGCCAUUUCUGAGACUCACUUAGAUAAUUCCUUUGAUACAGCAGUAGCAAAACAAGGAUAUAACAUCUACAGAAGAGACAGGAAUGCCUAUCUAGAUAAUGUGUGUGAAAUGCUUGAUAGUGUAUGUGAUGUAAACAGAGAAGUCUACUUUCUUGGGGACCUGCAUAUUGUCUGGUUUUCAUCAAGCUGUCUGCUCAAGAGGAAGGUUCUCACUGUAACCAGUGCCUGUAAUCUGGUUCAGGUUAAUGAUCAACCUACCAGGGUAUUUACAAACACUACAGGAACUAUCAACAUGAACUAUCAACUAUAUCAUGUAUUGAUCACAUUUUUACUAAUACUGUAGAACUUUGUUCUAAAGAUGUAUCCGUACCCAUUGGAUGCAGUGAUCACAAUAUAGUGGCUAUAUCCAGGAAAGCCAAGGUUCCAAAAGCUGGGCAUAAAAUAGUGGAUAAGAGAUCAUAGAGAAGAUCUUACUGUGACUCUUAUGUGGAUGAUGUAAACAAUAUUUGUUGUUGUGAUUAAUAAGGAGCAUCUAGACACUGCACUUGAUGAUGAGAAGGGGCAAAAGGAGUAGCUAGAAAGUCUGGCUGCACAUCUGACUGGCUGACUUACUGCAAAUUGAGACAUGAUGUGACUAAACUAAACAAAAAGAAGAAACUGUAUUUUGAAGCCAAGAUCAAUGAUUUAAAGAAUGAUGGGGAAAAAACUUUAAAUUAAAUGAUGGUCUGAAAAACAAAUUCAACUCAAUUUUUCAUCAAAUCAGAUGGCUUAUUCAUCACAAAGCCAUUUCAUGGUGCCAAUUAUUUGAAUGAUUACUUAAUUGGCAAAGUGGACAAACUUAGGCAGGAAAUGUCAACAACAAACAGUGAGCCAUUAUAUUUGUGCAUUAAAAAAACGAAUAAUGAAAAAAGAAUUGUAAUUUUGAAUUUUGUAAAGUUAGUGUGGGAGAGGUGGAAACAUUAUUGUUAUCGAUCAAUAAUGACAAACCUCCUGGCAUUGACAACUUAAAUGGAAAGCUACUGAGGAUGGUAGCUGACCAUAUAGCCACUCCUAUAUGUCAUAUCUUUAAUCUGAGCCUAGAGGAAAGGGUUUGUCCUCAGGCCUGGAGGGAAGCCAAAGUCAUUCCGCUACCCAAGAAUGGUAAAGCGGCCUUUACUGUUUCUAACAGCAGACCUAUCAGCUUGCUGCCAGCUCUUAGCAAAACUGUUGCUGUAAACAAAUUAAUAACAGACUUUCAGCAUGCUUAUAGAGAAGGGCAGACAACAUGUACUGCACUGACACAAAUGACUGAUGAUCGGUUGAAAUAAAUGUAUAAUAAGAUUGUGGGAGGUUGUGGGAGCUGUACUGUUAGAUUUCAGUAACGCCUUUGAUAUUAUUGACCAUAACCUGUUGUUGAAAAAACUCUCCCAAAUCUGUUGUUGAAAAACCUCUCCCAUAUGUGGAUUCAGAGCUAUCUAGCUAAUAGAACACAGAGUUUUCUUUAAUGGAAGCUUCUCUGAUGUUAAACAUGUAAUGUGUGGUGUAUUGUAGGGCAGCUCUCUUGGCCCUCUACUCUUUUCUAUUUUUACCAAUGACCUGCCACUGGCAUUAAACAAAGCCUGUGUGUCUGUGUAUGCUAAUGAUUCAACCCUAUAUAUAACUGCCUUAAUGUUGCAGGACCCCAGGAAGAGUAGCUGCAAAUACUUAUUUUGCACCAAAAUUUGCAAAUAAAUCCAUUAAAAAUCCUACAAUGUGAUUUUCUGGAUAUUUUUUUCUCAUUUUGUCUGUCAUAGUUGACGUGUACCUAUGAUGAAAAUUACAGGCCUCUCUCAUCUUUUUAAGUGGGAGAACGUGCACAAUUGGUGGCUGACUAAAUACUUUUUUCCCCCACUGUAUAUAUGCGUCAGCAACCACAGCUAUUGAAAUCACUACAACCCUAAACAAAGAAUUGCAGUCAGUUUUAGAAUGGGUGACCAGUAAUAAACUGGUCCAGAACAUCUCUAAAACUAAGUGCAUUGUAUUUGGUACAAAUCAUUCCCUAAGUUCUAGACCUCAGCUGAAUCUGGUAAUGAAUGGUGUGGCUGUUGAGAAAAUUGAGGAGACUAAAUUACUUGGUGUUACCUUAGAUUGUAAACUGUCAUGUUCAAAACAUAUUAAUUCAAUGGUUGUAAAGAUUGGGAGAGAUCUGUCCAUGAUGCUCUGCUUUUUUGACACCACACUCUACAAAGCAAGUCCUGCAGGCUCUAGUUUGAUCUUAUCUUGAUUAUUGUCCAUUCAUCUGGUUAAGUGCUGCAAAGAAGGACCUAGUUAAGCUGCAGCUGGCCCAGAACAGAGCUGCACAUUUUGCUCUUCAUUGUAAUCAGAGGGCUAAUAUCAAUACUAUGCAUGCCAGCUCUUGGCUAAGACUUAAGGAAAGACUGACUGCAUCGCUUCAAUGUGUUGGAAAUUGCAAGUUGUCAACUUACACACAGCACUUACCCCACCAGACAUGACACCAGGGGUCUUUUCACAGUCCCCAGGUCCACAACAAAUUCAAGGAAACAUACAGUAUUAUACAGAGCCAUGAUUGCAUGGAACUCCCUUCUAUCUCAUAUAGUGCAAGUGAACAGCAAACCUGGUUUCAAAAAACAAAUAAAGCAACACCUCACGGCACAACGCCUCUCCCCCAUGUGACCUACUUGUUGUGUAUAUGUACUGACAUGUAUGUGUAACUGAUAGAUGCAAACACACACACACUACAUGGUAAUGUACAGUGGGGAAAAAAAGGUAUUUAGUCAGCCACCAAUUGUGCAAGUUCUCCCACUUAAAAAGACGAGAGAGGCCUGUAAUUUUCAUCAUAGGUACACGUCAACUAUGACAGACAAAAUGAGAAAAAUAAAUCCAGAAAAUCACAUUGAAGGAUUUUUAAUGAAUUUAUUUGCAAAUUAUGGUGGAAAAUAAGUAUUUGGUCAAUAACAAAAGUUUCUCAAUACUUUGUUAUAUACCCUUUGUUGGCAAUGACACAGGUCAAACGUUUUCUGUAAGUCUUCACAAGGUUUUCACACACUGUUGCUGUUAUUUUGGCCCAUUCCUCCAUGCAGAUCUCCUCCAGAGCAGUGAUGUUUUGGGGCUGUCGCUGGGCAACACAGACUUUCAACUCCCUCCAAAGAUUUUCUAUGGGGUUGAGAUCUGGAGACUGGCUAGGCCACUCCAGGACCUUGAAAUGCUUCUUACGAAGCCACUCCUUCGUUACCCAGGCGGUGUGUUUGGGAUCAUUGUCAUGCUGAAAGACCCAGCCACGUUUCAUCUUCAAUGCCCUUGUUGAUGGAAGGAGGUUUUCACUCAAAAUCACACGAUACAUGGCCCCAUUCAUUCUUUCCUUUACACGGAUCAGUCGUCCUGGUCCCUUUGCAGAAAACAGCCCCAAAGCAUGAUGUUUCCACCCCCAUGCUUCACAGUAGGUAUGGUGUUCUUUGGAUGCAACUCAGCAUUCUUUGUCCUCCAAACACGACGAGUUGAGUUUUUACCAAAAAGUGAUAUUUUGGUUUCAUCUGACCAUAUGACAUUCUCCCAAUCCUCUUCUGGAUCAUCCAAAUGCACUCUAGCAAACUUCAGACGGGCCUGGACAUGUACUGGCUUAAGCAGGGGGACACGUCUGGCACUGCAGGAUUUGAGUCCCUGGCGGCGUAGUGUGUUACUGAUGGUAGGCUUUGUUACUUUGGUCCCAGCUCUCUGCAGGUCAUUCACUAGGUCCCCCCGUGUGGUUCUGGGAUUUUUGCUCAACGUUCUUGUGAUCAUUUUGACCCCACGGGGUGAGAUCUUGCGUGGAGCCCCAGAUCGAGGGAGAUUAUCAGUGGUCUUGUAUGUCUUCCAUUUCCAAAUAAUUGCUCCCACAGUUGAUUUCUUCAAACCAAGCUGCUUACCUAUUGCAGAUUCAGUCUUCCCAGCCUGGUGCAGGUCUACAAUUUUGUUUCUGGUGUCCUUUGACAGCUCUAAAGUAUUUUGUCUGUAAUGUCUUUUUCGUUAUGUUUCGGGACCCAGUAAGACUAGCUGUCACCAUUGGCGUCGGCUAAUGGGGAUCCUAAUAAAAUCAACAACAACAAAAAAACGUGCUCUUGGGCCUCCCGAGUGGUGCAGCGGUCUAAGGCACUGAAUCACAGUGCUAGACGCGUCACUGCAGACCCGGGUUCGAUCCUGGAUUGUAUCACAACCGGCCGUGAUCAAGGAGUCCAAUAGGGCGGCGCACAAUUGGUCCCAGCAUCGUCCAGGUUAGGGGAGGGUUUGGCUAGUGGGGGCUUUACUUGGCUCAUUGCGCUCUAGCGACUCCUUGUGGCGGGCCGGGCGCCUGUAGGCUGACCUCGGUCGUCAGGUGAACAGUGUUUCCUCCUACACAUUGGUGCGGCUGACUUCCGGGUUAAACGGGUGGGUGUUAAGAAGCGCGGUUUGGCGGGUCAUGUUUUCGGAGGAUGCAUGACUGGACCUUCGCCCCCCACCCUUUUUAUUUUGCUCUCUCCCUCUCCCUCUCUCUCUCUCUCUCUCUCUCUCUCUCUCUCUCUCUCUCUCUCUCUCUCUCGCUCUCUCUCUCUCUCUCUCUCUCUCUCUAUUUCUUUCUCUAUACUGCCCUCUCUCUCUUCCUUGCAAUCUCUCUCUUGCCCCCCCCCUCUCUCUAAGGGAAACUACUGAGCUACUGUAGCAUCCAGCCUCAACUCUGACUCAUCUGUAUGUAAGAUUGCUUUCACUACACAAUCUUUCUCUUAUAGUCUGUGACCCCAAAACACACAGCCUUACAUGCUUAGGUCAGGGUCACGGAUAAAGAGAGUGAUCUGUGAAUCAAAUGACUGAAUGUGUCAAAUACACUUAGCAGGAUGGUGAGAAUUAGUGAGUCAAAAUGCCACAUUACAUCUUUAAAACCUCACUUACAGGGGUAAUAAAAAACAUAGAAAUAGUGCACAUUGAACAGCUAUACCGCUUCUUAGAAUCACUUUCAAUGCGAAGAUGUUUAAUUGAUUUAGCAAAUGGAGUUUGAAUAUGAUUAUCCAUGCUUAGCUAAUCAAAGUCAACGUAAAACAAUUUGGUGCAGGUUCACGAGGGGGUGCGUUGAGACAACGUUUCCCUGUCGUUGGUUCUAUGUUUGCCAGACCGGCCUGAGGGCUCUCAGUACCGGUUUGGACAGUAUGAGCUGUCAGUUUGUGUUCUGUUCUCACCUUGUACUCUCCCUGGGACAAAUCUGUGGCAUCUCUGUCUGAAGAGAUCAGCUUUAGACUAGACUAUUUGCCUCAACCAAGGCAUUAUUCCUCCAAAACAAUAGAACAGUCAUUUAUCCAUUCAUAUUUUGAUAUCUACUUUUGCCCUUCAUUACCAUGUAAUUAAUGAGCUACAUAAUCACCAUUAUCAUCAACUCAUAUGUUAUAACAACCAGUCAGUCAACACACUGCUAUUAGGUCAUAUACACAAUAUAUACAAAAGUAUGUGGACACCCCUUCAAAUUAGUGGAUUCGGCUAUUUCAGCCACACCCGUUGCUGACAGGUGUAUAAAAUCGAGCACACAGUAAUGCAAUCUCCAUAGACAAACAUGGGCAGUAGAAUGGCCUUACUGAAGAGCUCAGUGACUUUCAACGUAGCUCUGUCAUAGGAUGCCACAUUUCCAAGUCAGUUCCUCAAAUUUCUGCCAUGCUAGAGCUGCCCCGGUCAACUGUAAGUGCUGUUAUUGUGAAGUGGAAACGUCUAGGAGCAACAAAUGCUCAGCAGCAAAGUGGUUGGCCACACAAGCUCACCGAACGGGACCCUCGAGUGCUGAAGCGCGUAAAAAUUGUCUGUCCUCGGUUGCAACACUCACUACCAAGUUCCAACUGCCUCUGGAAGCAACGUCAGCACAAUAACUGUUAGAUUGGAGCUUCAUGAAAUGGGUUUCCAUGGUCGAGCAGUCACACACAAGCCUAAGAUCACCAUGCGCAAUUCCAAGCGUCGGCUGGAGUGGUGUAAAGCUCGCCGCCAUUGGACUCUGGAACAGUGGAAACAUGUUCUCUGGAGUGAUGAAUCACGCUUCACCAUCUGGCAGUCCAACGGAUGAAUCUGGGUUUGGCGGACACCAGUAGAACGCUACCUGCCCAAAUGCGUAGUGCCAACUGUAAAGUUAGGUGGAGGAGGAAUAAUGGUCUGGGGCUGUUUUUCAUGGUUCGGGCUUGGCCCCUUAGUUCCAGUGAAGAGAAAUCUUAAUGCUACAGCAUACAAUGACAUGCUAGACGAUUCUGUGCUUCCAACCUUGUGGCAACAGUUUGGGGAAGGCCCUUUCCUGUUUCAGCAUGACAAUGCCCCCGUGCACAAAGCGAGGUCCAUACAGAAAUGGUUUGUCGAGAUCGGUGUGGAAGAACUUGACUGGCCUGCACAGAGCCCUGACCUCAACUCCAUCGAACACCUUUGGGAUGAAUUGGAACGCUGACUACGAGCCAGGCCUAAUCGCCCAACAUCAGUGCCCAACCUCACAAAUGCUCUUGUGGCUGAAUGGAAGCUAGUCCCCACAGCAAUGCUCUAACAUCUAGUGGAAAGCCUUCCCAGAAGAGUGGAGGCUGUUAUAGCAGCAAAGGGGGGACCAACUCCAUAUUAAUGCCCAUGAUUUUGGAAUGAGAUGUUCGACAAGUAGGUGUCCACUUACUUUUGGUCAUGUAGUGUACCAUCAUAGACGUCUUAGAUUGUGUUGAUUUGAUUUAAAUUGCAUUGGUGUGUUGGUGCAGGGAAGGGCUUUCUGUCUGUCUGUGGGUAGUGAGAGGUGCUGCAGCUCCCCUGAGGCAAGAGUAACUGGGAGUAACAGGGAGGGAGGCUGUUAAGCGGGAUCUGGUCCAGGUGUCUGUGGCUCCCUCUCUGGGCUCCGGAAUGCUGUCCGGUUCGGAAUGCGUGCCAUAAUGUGUCGUGUCUCAGCCUAUCUUCUCGCUUUAAUGAGAAUGUGUCUAUUUGACUGGAAAGCUGUCAGACCCUGUUAACCAUGCAGGGUGAUAGGAGCUCCGAGAGGGUUUCAACUGUUCCUGUUCGCUCUGUAUCGGGGAGGGCGGUUGAGGGGGGCUCAUUUCGAAGAUGAAGGGAGUGGAACAUUUUAAGCCGAGAGGGGAGGAGAUGUUGAGGGAGAGUAUUAUAUUUCUGCUCCUUUGUGUUGCAUUUCAUCCCUUAAGUCAAUCAAGUGGUAGUCAAUUGAAAAUUGUGGAUUAGUCAUAACUGUACAUGUUUAUUAGUGUUUAUAUUUUACAAAAGUUUGCUGCUGUGAUCUUGCGUCUAAUUCUGUCUGUGUCUGUCCCUCUGUAGCUACAGUGUGUACUGCCUGCUGGGUGAUGGGGAGAUGUCUGAGGGCUCGGUGUGGGAGGCAAUGGCCUUUGCCUCCUACUACCAGCUGGACAACCUGGUUGCCAUCCUGGACAUCAACCGUCUGGGCCAGAGUGACCCAGCUCCCCUGCAGCACCAUGUGGAGAAGUACCAGAAACGCUGCGAAGCCUUCGGGUGAGUACUGGGAGAAAGUCUGUCCUAGAAAAUGUGUGGCCUAGAGACCAUGAAAGUGGGCCUGAGAAUGUAAAUUACUCCCACCAAUCUUCCCUGGUGUGUGCAUGUGUUUGUAGGUGGAAUGCCAUCAUUGUGGAUGGGCACAGUGUGGAGGAGCUGACUAAGGUUCUGAGCCAACCCCGUCAUCAGCCCACCGCCAUCAUAGCCAAAACCAUCAAGGGCAAGGGAAUCCCAGGUACACACUCCCCUACAGUAAUACACCUCAACAGAUACCCAAUCCCAUGCGCCCCUAUAGGUACUAGUACAGACGGGUUCACCCAGACUAACCAAACCCUAAUACUAUACCAGGGGGAUGAGAUGGAAACCCUGCUAGCAGCACCGCCUUUUCCUGCAAUAUACUAACACCGCUUGAUUUGGAUACUGAAAGACUCCCCUCUACCCAUUCACAUUCAAAUAUAUCUGGGGUGCUCGGCUGCUGCUUUAUCAUCAAUACCUACUACCAAACCCCACUAAUCCUAAAAUCCAAAAGGUAUAAUCUGUGCCUGUCCCUUAAAAUACAUAAAGUUAUGUCUGAUAGACCCGAAUCAGCCCUGCCUGUCUUCUAUAAGGGGCACCUAAACCAGUGGUAAUCCAGGCAGUGCUUUAGAGCAUUAGCUGCAGCAGCCUAUUAAUCCCUCAGAAUGUGUAGGAUAUACUCAGAUCACUGGCCUUUGUCUGGCUGUUGUCAUAAGAAUAUGGCUUUUGAUGUGGAGCCCUGACCUAUAGAAUUGUCUUUGAUGGCCACUCAUGUGUAAGGCUUUGUGAUGAGAGAGGGGGGCGUUGAGGAAUAUGUAAUUUACGACAAUUUGAUGCUGAUAUCAUGUCAAACAGAUAUAUAAAAUAAGCAGAUUGUCCACCAAUCAAUGCACUGCUUAUCAAAUCAAAUCACAUUUUAUUUGCCACAUGCGCCGAAUACAACAGGUGUAGACAUUACAGUGAAAUGCUUACUUACAAGCCCUUAACCAAAAAUGCAGUGUUUAAGAAAAAAAAAGAAUGUUAAAUAAAAAAUAGAUAAGGAAAAAAUUAAAAAUAAUUAAAGCAGCAGUAAAAUAAAAUAACAGUAGGGAGGCUAUAUACAGGGGGUACCGGUACAGAGUCAAUGUGCGGGGGCACCGGUUAGUCGAGGUAAUUGAGGUAAUAUGUACAUGUGGGUAGAGUCAUUGUGACUAUGCAUAAAUAAUAAUCAGAGUAGCAGCAGCGUAAAAGAGGGGGUUGGGGUGGGGUGGGGUGGGGGGGCAAUGCAAAUAGUCUGGGUAUCCAUGAUUAGCUGUUCAGGAGUCUUAUGGCUUGGCGGUAGAAGCCUUUUGGACCUAGACUUGGCGCUCCGGUACCACUUGCCGUGCGGUAGCAGAGAGAACAGUCUAUGACUAGGGUGGCUGGAGUCUUUGAUAAUUUUUAGGGCCUUCCUCUGAUACCGCCUGGUAUAGGGGUCCUGGAUGGCAGGAAGCUUGGCCCCAGUGAUGAACUGGGCCGUACGCAAUACCCUCUGUAGUGCCUUGCGGUUGGAGGCAGAGCAAUUUCCAUACCAGGCUGUGAUGCAACCAGUCAGGAUGCUCUCGAUGGUGCAGCUGUAUAACUUUUUGAGGAUCUGAGGACCCAUGCCAAAUCUUUUCAGUAUCCUGAGGGGGAAUAGGCUUUGUCGUGCCCUCUUCACGACUGUCUUGGUGUGUUUGGACCAUGAUAGUUUGGUGAUGUGGACACCAAGGAACUUGAAGCUCUCAACCUGCUCCACUACAGCCUGUCGAUGAGAAUGGGGGCGUGCUCAGUCCUCUUUUUUUUCCAGUAGUCCACAAUCAUCUCCUUUGUCUUGAUCACGUUGAGGGAGAGGUUGUUAUCCUGGCACCACACGGCCAGGUCUCUGACCUCCUCCCUAUAGGCUGUCUCAUCGUUGUCGGUGAUCAGGCCUACCACUGUUGUGUCGUCGGCAAACUUAAUGAUGGUGUUGGAGUCAUGCCUGGCCAUGCAGUCAUGGGUGAACCGGGAGUACAGGAGGGGACUGAGCAUGCACCCCUGAGGGGCCCCCAUGUUGAGGAUCAGCGUGGCAGAUGUGUUGUUACCUACCCUUACCAUCUGGGGGCGGCCCGUCAGGAAUUCCAGGAUCCAGUUGCAGAGGGAGGUGUUUAGUCCCAGGAUCCUUAGCUUAGUGAUGAACUUUGAGGGCACUAUGUUAUAUACAUACUAAAGCCGUAUUUGCUGGGUGUGAGGUAGUGUGAUGUCUGUCUGUCUGUGUGUGUGUAUUUCAUCAUGUUCUCUGUGUGUGUUAUAGCUGCGGAGGACAAGAUGGGCUGGCAUGGGAAGCCCGUGCCCAAGGAGAUGGCUGAGGGGGUGAUGAAGGACAUCCAGGCGCGCAUCAUGAACAGCAACAAGCGGCUGUACCCCGCCACGCCCACUGAGGACGCCCCACCCGUCAGCCUGCGCAACGUCCGCAUGCCCAGCGCACCCAGCUACAAACUCGGAGAGAAGGUGUGUGCGUACGUGCGUGUAGUUGAGAGAGAGAGAGAGCAAGAGCGUUAGAUAGAGAGAGAUGCUUUAAGUCCUGGAACAAGGCACAGGCACUAUCUUGACUUACAUGAUGGUGAUGGACUGCUACAUUGACCUGUGUUUUUAAUGAACUAACCCAUUGGUUGUGUUUGGCUCCAGAUUGCCACGCGGAAGGCCUAUGGCAUGGCUCUGGCUAAGCUAGGCCGCUACAACAAGCAUGUGGUGGCUCUGGAUGGAGACACCAAGAACUCCACCUUCUCUGAGCUCUUUAAGAACGAGCACCCCGAACGCUACGUCGAGUGCUACAUUGCCGAGCAGAACAUGGUAAGCUUAGCUGACACCCAAUGCCACAUAUCUGACCUGAGUCUAGGGCUAGUAGGCUGAACUGAAGUGUACUGCUCACAAAAUCUUCUUUUUUUUUUUACGAAUAAUGAUACGCUGUUAUUGAUAGCACUAUGUGACAUCAACCCAAAAUGACCAUCAAAGUUCCAUCCAGACCAUUCGAACUGUAGGCCUGCAUGUCUUUGUAUUUGAACGGCUGUAGAAUGACACACAACUCAGCUUUAUCCAUCACUAUAGUCUAAACCGGCCUCUUCUGCUUCUUCCCACCCUCUAUCUGAAUGAUUCGCCUCUGACACACAGAGUGCCACACCCCCACUUCUAGGGCCUGAAUCCUUCUACCCUUCCUGCCUGAUUGGCUAAGAGACUUAGACUCAUUCGUAAUGUCUCGGCUAGAUUCCAGUGGCAGUUCCUUCAGAGGCAUCAUUAGCAGGUUUAAUGGAGAUGUAUUGUGGCCUGUGACUAGUUGUGACUCCCACACACACAAUAGAGAAGUAAAAUAUAGGUCAGAUGUUAUUUAGAUGAAUUAAUGAUUUACGCUCGUCAUGCUGUCACAUCAAAUAUGAAUAUUAUUAAGGGAUUGGAACAUUGUAAUGCUCUGUUGGCUUUCUAAGUAUCUAAGUAACGAUGCUCUAUGCUAGCUAACGACACACUUUGCUUUGCUGUACCUAAUGUACAUGGCAUUGUUUAAACCACCAAUGUACUGUAUUUUCGUGAGUAAAAGCUCUCACUGACAAUGUCUCACACAGGCCCCAUCCCCUUAGCAAGGCCUCAUGGGGAAUGGGAUUUCUCAGGGCUAACAGGAAAUGAAAUGGGACAAAUAUAAAAUCUCCGCCAUAUGAAUUGAAAGAUGAUGGCUCCCUCCUUAUGAGUCUAAGGAAUGACGUGAGGCACUUUGGGCAGAAUGUGAGAACACAAGUUGCUCAGGCUUCUAUGUGGUAUUUUAAUCAUGAACACCGCUUUCCUCCCUCUCCUCGUCUGUCAGGUGAGCAUUGCAGUGGGCUGUGCCACGCGGGACCGUAACGUGGUGUUCGCCAGCACCUUCGCCACCUUCUUCACACGUGCCUACGACCAGCUUCGCAUGGCCGCCAUCUCCGAGAGCAACAUCAACCUGUGUGGCUCCCACUGCGGUGUGUCAAUCGGUCAGUCCGCCCACUGACCUUUGACCCCCCCCCCUAGUGACUUGUCUGUGUAAUGACCCCUGUGACUUCCUCACUGUGACCCUGACGUAGCUCUCAGCACUUGUUCCUCUGGGACUGAUUCAGCCCACUGCAGAAGACUUGGCUUACUGUCACACAGUACUAACACAGUGCUUCCCCUAACACUGUUUAGGCGGAUAGGGCAUUUGGCUUCAGUUGGUUUCGAUUGAACGUUUUGGUAACACUCCUGCAGUGGGUUGAAUCGUUCCCUUGUAAUUGACCUCGUGUCGUAUAAUCCUGUAUUAUUUCCUGAAUCCUGAACUUUGAUUUUGUUUCUUCACACUUCCUUCCAUCUACCACUGUAUCAGUGUGGCUCCGGCCAGCACUCGUUCCCUCCCUCCCUCUCUCUCUCUCUGUGUCAUGGAAGUGGUGGUGGCGGGGCGGCCAGGUUUCCUUUUGGUUCGUCAGGUACAUUGCAUGCCCACGCCGACUCGCCCCACUGAACGCAUGCCAGUCCUGUAGCUUUCACUUUCAGCCAGCCCAAACACCCCAAGUGCUGUUCUAUCAGACGUGUGUGUAUGUGUUCUAGGAGAGGAUGGUCCUUCUCAGAUGGGCCUUGAAGACAUUGCCAUGUUCAGAGCCAUUCCCACGGCAACCAUUUUCUACCCUAGCGAUGGUGUGUCCGCUGAAAAAGCUGUGGAGCUGGCCGCCAACACAAAGGUACUCCGCACCCCCUCUGUCACAUCUGCCUCUUGCUUUGCGCUCACUCUGCAAUAUCUUGGGUUCACACAGCUGCUGAGUAUGGCUCUGUUUAGUAAACCUGUCUGACAAAUGACAAGGUAAUGAAAGUCCAGAGGCUGAUUGACAUGUUCCAUCUGUGUUUCAGGGUGUGUGUUUCAUCAGAACCAGUCGCCCAGAGAACGCUGUUCUUUACAACAGCAACGAGGACUUCCAUGUGGGACAGGCAAAGGUAUGGAGACCAAUGAUAGCUGAGAUCUACUAUACACACUGACUAAUUAAAGGGCCAAUGCAGCUGUUUUUAUCUCAAUAUCAAAUCAUUUCUGGGUAACAGUUUAGUAACUUACUGUGAUUGUUUUCAAUUAAAAUGGUCAAAAUGGAACAGAAAUAGCUUCUUAGAAAAAUUCAAUAUAUCAAGUAAGAAUUUUGCUAGGACUGUCUAAGAGAGGGGCCUAAUUGGAGGAGUCUAUUGGGAGGGAUGUGUAACCUGAAAACUAGCUGUUAUUGGCAGAGAGGAGGGCAAACUCUCUUUGCUAUUGGUCUAUUAACUUACAGUAUACAAAAAGCUCCACCCAGCCAAACAAGCUGACAUUUCAGGCCUUUUCAAACAGUUCUUACACGAAAAGUGCAUUAUCAGAAUUUUCACAAUUUCAUAGUAUUAUUCCAACCUCAUAGUGUGGAAAUAUAUAUAUUUUUGAAAUGUACUGCAAUGCUCCUUUAAAGACUUACAACUGUCUUAAAGUACUUACAUGCUUGCUAAAUUAUUUUCAUUUGAAUAUGCCUAGAAAAUAGAAACCUCAAUCCCCUGUCCACCAGGUUGUGUACAAGACCAACGAUGAUCAUGUGACAGUGAUUGGAGCGGGCGUGACCCUUCAUGAGGCACUGGCAGCUGCUGAAAUGCUAAAGAAAGGUACAGAACCAUAAUUUCGGAAAGUUACAUAGAUCCGUCACUGUAACUCAGUCUAUAUUAUACAUUCGCUGUUAGCAAAUGUGCUCUUUACCCAGGCACUGAUGGCAUCAACGUCUUCUGAGUGACACAUGCACACACACACACAUGCACACACACACACAAACAUGCGCACACACACACACAAACAUGCACACAAGCACACACAUACUGACACUUUGUUGUGAGACUUGUCCCACUAAGGCAUUGGACUGUUCAGCAUGAUCUGGAGCAGGGACAACUGGUGGCAGCCCCCAUUUUGAAGGCCCCAUGUAGCUCAGUUGGUAGAGCAUGGCGCUUGCAACGCCAUGGUUGUGGGUUCGAUUCCCACGGGGGGCCUGUAUGAAAAUGUAUGCACUCACUAACUGUAAGUCACUCUGGAUAAGAGCGUCUGCUAAAUGACUAAAAUGUAAAUGUAAAAUGAUAUACAGUGCAUUCGGAAAGUAUUCAGACCAACUUCACUUUUUUCACAUUUUGUUACAUUACAGCCUUAUUCUAAAAUGUAUUAAAUAGUUUUUUCCCCUCAUCAAUCUGCACACAAUACCCCAUAAUGACAAAGAAAAAACAGGUUGUAAAACAUUUUAGCAAAAUAAAACCCCGGAAAUAUUACAUUUACAUAAGUAUUCAGACCCUUUACUCAGUACUUUGUUGAAGCACCUUUGGCAUCGAUUACAACCUUGAGUCUUCUUGGGUAUGACGCUACAAGCUUGGCACACCUGUAUUUGGGGAGUUUCUCCCAUUCUUCUCUGCAGAUACUCUCAAGCUCUGUCAGGUUGGAUGGGGAGCGUUGCUGCACAGCUAUUUUCAGGUCUCUCCAGAGAUGUUAGAUUGGGUUCAAGUCCAGGCUCUGGCUGGGCCACUCAAGGACAUUCAGAGACUUGUCCCGAAGCCACUCCUGCGUUGUCUUGGCUGUGUGCUUAGGGUCGUUGUCCUGUUGGAAGGUGAACCUUCGCCCCAGUCUGAGGUCCUGAGCUCUCUGGAGCAGGUUUUCAUCAAGGAUCUCUCUGUACUUUGCUCCGUUCAUCUUUCCCUCAUACCUGACUUGUCUCCCAGUUCCUGCCGCUGAAAAACAUCCCCACAGCAUGGUCCUGCCACCACCAUGCUCACCGUAGGGAUGGUGCCAGGUUUCCUCCAGAUGUGACGCUUGGCAUUCAGGCAAAAGAGUUCAAUCUUGGUUUCAUCAGACCAGAGAAUCUUGUUUCUCAUGGUCUGUGUCCUAUAAGUGCCUUGUGGCAAACUCCAAGACUGUCAUGUGCCUUUAACUGAGGAGCGGCUUUAAUCUGGCCACUCUACCAUAAAGGCCUGAUUGGUGGAGUGCUACAGAGAUGGUUGUUCUUCUGGAAGGUUCUCUGUCAGAGUGACCAUCAGGUUGUUGGUCACCUCCCUGACCAAGGCCCUUCUCCCCUGAUUGCUCAGUUUGGCCGAGCGGCCAGCUCUAGGAAGAGUCUUGGUGGUUCCAAACUUCUUCCAUUUAAGAAUGAUGGAGAACACUGUGUUCUUGGGGACCUUCAAUGCUGCAGACAUUUUUUGGUGCCCUUUCCCAGAUCUGUGCCUCGACACAAUCCUGUCGGAGCUCUAUGGACAAUUCCUUCAACCUCAUGGCUUGGUUUUUGCUCUGACAUGCACUGUCAACUGUGGGACCUUAUAUAGACAGGUGUGUGCCUUUCCAAAUCAUGUUCAAUUAAUUGAAUUUACCACAGGUGGACUCCAAUCAAGUUGUAGAAACAUCUCAAGGAUGAUCAAUGGAAACAGGAUGCACCUGAGCUCAAUUUCGAGUCUCAUAGCAAUGGGUCUGAAUACUUAUGUAAAUAAGUGUUUUUUAUUUUUUAAUACAUUUGCAAAAAUGUCUAAACCUGUUUUCGCUUUGUCAUUAUGGGGUAUUGUGUGUAGAUUGAUGAGGGAAAAAAAUAACUGAAUCAAUUUUAGAAUAAGGCUGUGGAAAAAGUGAUGGUCUGAAUACUUUCCGAAUGCACUGUGUGUGUGUGUUGUGUAUAUAUAUAUACAUUGGACACACCUACUCAUUCAAGGGUUUUUCUUUAUUUUUACUAUUUUCUACAUUGUAGAAUAAUAAUGAAGACAUCAAAACUAUGAAAUACCACAUAUGGAAUCAUGUAGUAAACAAAAAAGGGUUAAACAAAUCAAAAUAUAUGUUAUAUUUAAGAUUCUUCAAAUAGCCACCCUUUGCCUUGAUGACAGCUUUGCACACUCUUGGCAUUCUUCACCUGGAAUGCUUUUCCAACUGUCUUGAAGGAGUUCCCACAUAUGCUGAGCACUUGUUGGCUGCUUUUCCUUCACUCUGCCGUCCGACUCAUCCCAAACCAUCUCAAUUGGGUUGAGGUCUUGGGAUUAUGGAGGCCAGGUCAUCUGAUGCAGUACUCCAUCACUCUCCUUCAUGGUCAAAUAGCCCUUAAACAGCCUGGAGGUGUGUUGGGUCAUUGUCCUGUUGAAAGACAAAUGAUAGUCCCACUAAGCCCAAACCAGAUGUGAUGGCGUAUUGCUGCAGAAUGCUGUGGUAGCCAUGCUGGUUAAGUGGGCCUUGAAUUCUAAAUAAAUCACAGACAGUGUCACAAGCAAAGCACCCCCAUAACAUAAAACCUCCUCCUCCAUGAUUUACGGUGGGAACUACACAUGCGGAGAUCAUCCGUUCACCCACACUGCGUCUCACAAAGACACAGCGGUUGGAACCAAAAAUCUCCAAUUUGGACUCCAGACCAAAGGACACAUUUCCACCGGUCUACUGUCCAUUGCUUGUUUCUUGGCCCAAGCAGGUCUCUUCUUCUUAUUGGUGUCCUUUGGUAGUGGUUUCUUUGCAGCAAUUCGACCAUGAAGGCCUGAUUCACAGUCCCCUUUGAACAGUUGAUGUUGAAAUGUGUCUGUGACUUGAACUCUGUGAAGCAUUUAUUUGGCCUGCAAUUUCUGAGGCUGGUAACUCUAAUGAACUUAUCCUCUGCAGCAGAUGUAACUCUGGGUCUUCCAUUCCUGUGGUGGUCCUCAUGAGAGACAGUUUCAUCAUAGCGCUUUAUGGUUUUUGCGACUGCACUUGAAGAAACUUUCGAAGUUCUUGACAUUUUCCGUAUUGACUGACACAACACAACUGAUUGGCUCAAACGCAUUAAGAAGGAAAGAAAUUCCACAAAUUAACUUUUAAGAAGGCACACCUGUUAAUUGAAAUGCAUUCCAGGCGACUACCUUAUAAAGCUGGUUGAGAGAAUGCCAAGAGCGUGCAAUGCUGUCAUCAAGGCAGAGGGUGGCUGUUUGAAGAAUCUCAAAUAUGACGUAUAUUUUGAUUUGUUUAACACUUUUUUGGUUACUACAUGAUUCCAUAUGUGUUAUUUCAUAGUUUUGAUGUCUUCACUAUUAUUCUACAAUGUAAAAAUAAAGAAAAACCCUUGAAUGAGUAGGUGUGUCCAAACUUUUGACUGGUAGUGUAUAUGUGUUGUGACAAGGUAGGGGUUGGUAUACAGAAGAUAGCCCUAUUUGGUAAAAGACCAAGUCCAUAUUAUGGCAAGAACAGCUCAAAUAAGCAAAGAGAAACGACAGUCCAUCAUUGCUUUAAGACAUGAAGGUCAGUCAAUCCGGAAAAUGUCAAGAACUUUGAAAGUUUCUUCAAGUGCAGUCGCAAAAACCAUUAAGCGCAAUGAUGAAACUGGCUCUCAUGAGGACCACCACAGGAAUGGAAGACCCAGAGUUACCUCUGCUGCAGAGGAUAAAUUCAUUAAAGUUAACUGCACCUCAGAUUGCAGCCCAAAUAAAUACUUCACAGAGUUCAAGUAACAGACACAUCUCAACAUCAACUGUUCAGAGGUGACUGCGUGAAUCAGGCCUUCAUGGUCGAAUUAUUGCAAAGAAACCACUACUAAAGGACACCAAUAAGAAGAUGAGACUUGCUUGGGCCAAGAAACACAAGCAAUGGACAUUAGACCGGUGGAAAUCUGUCCUUUGGUCUGAUGAGUCCAAAUGUGAGAUUUCUGUUUCCAACCGCCGUGUCUUUGUGAGACACAGAGUAGGUGAACGGAUGAUCUCCACAUGUGUGGUUCCCACCGUGAAGCAUGGAGGAGGAGGUGUUAUAUGGUGUGGGGGUGCUUUGCUGGUGACACUGUCUGUGAUUUAUUUAGAAUUCAAGGCACAUAUAUAUAUAUAUAUAUAUUUUGCGGCCCCUCAUGAUGCGUUCAGAUUUUUUGUGUCCCCCACCAACAUCAAAGAUGCCUAUCACUGAUCUGGAGUAUAUGCCAACUGUAGUGGCUGAUAGUGGCACCCUUUAAAUAAGCAUUUACACCCCAACAACAGAGUCAGCGCUCCUGCCAUCUGUCUCCAGCAUUGACAAAAGUCUAGAUUUCAUUCUACUCUUUAUCUGGUAUUGGUUAGGAGGAAUUCUUAUUUUACAUUGACUGAGUGCUGUGUGUCCUUUUCUGUAGCUCGUUAUAUUACAGUGGGGAAAAAAAGUAUUUAGUCAGCCACCAAUUGUGCAAGUUCUCCCACUUAAAAAGAUGAGAGAGGCCUGUAAUUUUCAUCAUAGGUACACGUCAACUAUGACAGACAAAAUGAGAAAAAAAAUUCCAGAAAAUCACAUUGUAGGAUUUUUAAUGAAUUUAUUUGCAAAUUAUGGUGGAAAAUAAGUAUUUGGUCAAUAACAAAAGUUUCUCAAUACUUUGUUAUAUACCCUUUGUUGGCAAUGACACAGGUCAAACGUUUUCUGUAAGUCUUCACAAGGUUUUCACACACUGUUGCUGGUAUUUUGGCCCAUUCCUCCAUGCAGAUCUCCUCUAGAGCAGUGAUGUUUUGGGGCUGUCGCUGGGCAACACAGACUUUCAACACCCUCCAAAGAUUUUCUAUGGGGUUGAGAUCAGGAGACUGGCUAGGCCACUCCAGGACCUUGAAAUGCUUCUUACGAAGCCACUCCUUCAUUGCCCGGGCGGUGUGUUUGGGAUCAUUGUCAUGCUGAAAGACCCAGCCACGUUUCAUCUUCAAUGCCCUUGCUGAUGGAAGGAGGUUUUCACUCAAAAUCUCACGAUACAUGGCCCCAUUCAUUCUUUCCUUUACACGGAUCAGUCGUCCUGGUCCCUUUGCAGAAAAACAGCCCCAAAGCAUGAUGUUUCCACCCCCAUACUUCACAGUAGGUAUGGUGUUCUUUGGAUGCAACUCAGCAUUCUUUGUCCUCCAAACACGACGAGUUGAGUUUUUACCAAAAAGUUCUAUUUUGGUUUCAUCUGACCAUAUGACAUUCUCCCAAUCCUCUUCUGGAUCAUCCAAAUGCACUCUAGCAAACUUCAGACAGGCCUGGACAUGUACUGGCUUAAGCAGGCGGACACGUCUUGCACUGCAGGAUUUGAGUCCCUGGCGGCGUAGUGUGUUACUGAUGGUAGGCUUUGUUACUUUGGUCCCAGCUCUCUGCAGGUCAUUCACUAGGUCCCCCCGUGUAGUUCUGGGAUUUUUGCUCACCGUUCUUGUGAUCAUUUUGACCCUACGGGGUGAGAUCUUGCGUGGAGCCCCAGAUCGAGGGAGAUUAUCAGUGGUCUUGUAUGUCUUCCAUUUCCUAAUAAUUGCUCCCACAGUUGAUUUCUUCAAACCAAGCUGCUUACCUAUUGCAGAUUCAGUCUUCCCAGCCUGGUGCAGGUCUACAAUUUUGUUUCUGGUGUCCUUUGUCAGCUCUUUGGUCUUGGCCAUAGUGGAGUUUGGAGUGUGACUGUUUGAGGUUGUGGACAGGUGUCUUUUAUACUGAUAACAAGUUCAAACAGAUGCCAUUAAUACAGGUAACGAGUGGAGGACAGAGGAGCCUCUUAAGGAAGAAGUUACAGGUCUGUGAGAGCCAGAAAUCUUGCUUGUUUGUAGGUGACCAAAUACUUAUUUUCCACCAUAAUUUGCAAAUAAAUUCAUAAAAAAUCCUACAAUGUGAUUUUCUGGAUUUUUUUCCCUCAAUUUGUCUUUCAUAGUUGACGUGUACCUAUGAUGAAAAUUACAGGCCUCUCUCAUCUUUUUAAGUGGGAGAACAUGCACAAAUAGUGGCUGACUAAAUACUUUUUUUCCCCACUGUAUCUUGUGUUUCUCUCUCAGAGAGGAUCAACAUUCGAGUGAUUGACCCUUUCACCAUCAAGCCUCUGGACUCCAAGUCCAUCAUCGAGCACGCCAAGGCCACCAGGGGACGCAUCAUCACAGUAGAGGACCACUACUAUGAGGGUGGGUACUCUGCACACACAGGCUGCCUUCUGAACUCAGGUUAUCUUAUUCCAGUGGAAUAUGUGGUAGAGUGCCUCUGAGGUAUGUAGUAAUAUAUAUAACAUUAUGCAGUUGCCAGGCAUUCCAAUGAUUUGUGGUUAAUGCUCUCUGAUAUGAAAAAGAAAAUGUAUGCACUCACUAACUGUAAGUCGCUCUGGUUAAGAGCGUCUGCUAAAUGACUAAAAUGUAAAUGUAAAAUGAUAUUGAGAAGUGUCAUGGCUGCAGUAUUUGAGCAUGUGAAGAAGGAGGAGGAGAAGAGACUAGCGUCCCUCAGUGUUUUUCCACUUCAGCUCUGCUCUGGCCUUUGGGCUUUCACUGACCUAGAAAACAGGAAGGGGGAAAAACACAAGUCCAAAAGUGUGUGUGUGUGGUUUUAUUUUGGCGCAGUUGCCUUAUUUGUCCUUUGGGAUUUAUACAGUCCGUUGAUGGAACUUAACAAAGAAAUGAAUAAGCACAGCCAUGCCACAGUCAGCAUCUUAACAUUAACUAACCCCCAACCGAGAAAAACCAUGCCGUGACAACCCCCAAUCCCCACCCCCAUCUAUACAUGAGCAUGAAUAGUGCAUUAUGACAGGUGAGCAUGCAAGGACACGGUGGGGGAUGGGGGUGGGGGUCCACUCAGAGCCACAGGGGGUGGGAAGACCGUGUGUGAGGGAGAGGAAAGGGAGGCUGUGGUAGGGGCAUUAGAGGGGCUGUAUGGAGAGACCCAGGCCUCAAGGACCCUAAUAGUGCAGAUGGCUACUACAGUAGAGUGGUGGAACGCCCUCUCUCGCCCCCGGCUCCCCUUCGCCACCCCGGGCCUGAUUGUCAGUCAAUGAGUGGGUGGUGGCAUGCCUGUCGGGGAGGCUCAGGUCCCAGUGGUGCUCAGUGGGCCAUGGAGGUGUCAGUGAUACAGGGUCAGUGGAUUGGAAGACAAAGUCGAUGUAUCAAUCGGACUGACUGGCCAGCUACUGUACAUGCUGUACAACACAGCGGGGCUUCACUGGACAAAGACAGACCGCUCAGCAAGACGGACACAAAUGAGUUAGAGAAGGAUGUUAGAUAUGUAGUCUUAGCACUUAACACAUUUGUCCUAUGAAGACCCAGAAUAUAGCGCUCCCUAGUCUUACACUUUGUUACAAAUGUUGAUGUCAAAAGGGCUAUAAUAUAAAUGUGAUUGACUGACAUGUGGUUGUAAUUCUUUAGGUGGCCUGGGAGAGGCCGUGUGUUCUGCUGUGGUGAAUGAGAUCGGCUUCAAUGUGCACCGUUUGGCCGUGGCCCACAUUCCCCGCAGUGGCAAGCCCACCGAGCUCCUCAAGAUCUUCGGCAUCGACCGUGACACCAUCGCGCAGGCCGUCCGUAAGAUGCUCAGCAGCUCCGCAAAUGCCAAAUAG
This is a messenger RNA of Coregonus sp. 'balchen', 27619 nucleotides long. NCBI's taxonomy places the organism in Eukaryota, Metazoa, Chordata, Actinopteri, Salmoniformes, Salmonidae. The record is from the annotation of a GenBank genome assembly.